Messenger RNA from Gigantopelta aegis, 2856 nucleotides. RefSeq names its product haloacid dehalogenase-like hydrolase domain-containing protein 2. The transcript has 8 exons. Gene Ontology annotation, biological process: dephosphorylation. Lineage: Eukaryota; Metazoa; Mollusca; Gastropoda; Neomphalida; Peltospiridae. Gene Ontology annotation, molecular function: phosphatase activity. The record is from RefSeq and is a predicted model, not a curated record. The coding region runs from base 1455 to 2222 and encodes 255 amino acids.
UCAACAUAGAAAUAUAUGCCCAAUAUCUCUGCAAUCUAUUUUGGAACCCCCCUUUUCAAAAUCCUAUGUACGCCCAUGCAGGGGCGUAGGCUGGGGGGGGUUCGGACAAACCCCCCUGCCACUGAAGCAAAUGGUCCGCUUACAGUACUAAAAGAUACAGGUUUAUAAAUAUGGAGUGGUGGUGCAAAAACAAAAUAGAAAAAGGUCCACUUGGUUCAUAUUCGAACCCCCCGCCAGGUCCAGAUCAUGCUACGCCCCUGUACACAAGGGUUACUAGUUAUAGUAACACUGACUGCAAGGAGCUAGUUAAUCCUAAAAUACAUUACCACCCAAGUAUCAAUAAAAAUAGUUUUUAAGAUGAAAUUGUCUUCGGGUUAUAAAAGAACCCCCCAUCUCCCUCCUCAAUACCCUCUCUCUCCAGUCCAUCCACGUUGAGAAAACCUAAUCAAGACAGCCAACCUUUUAAACGUAAACCCGAAGAAAUUUAGCUGAGUAAUGUGAUACAUUUUCACACAAUAAAUAAGUUUGAACACCUGAAGAAUUUGUCGGCGCUUGAGUCUAGAGCUGAGAGAUAUACUGUAUAUACUGUGUGGUAUCGGUAUCGUACUAUCAUGUCAAUACUGAUUUACCGUACGGAGCAAAGUUCAAAAUACCGAAAUUUCCGUAUUGAAAAAUGUUUCCUGCUAUUUAGUAAAGCACGAACAAUAUAUCUGACAAAUGCAAAAUCAGACGAGAGCCUUGUGUCUGGAAUUUAAUUGUAUUUAGAGGAAAUUAGCGGGUGAGCCUUAACUCAGAUAUGCAUUUAAAGCCAAGUAUACCGAAAAUAUGGCUCAGUAUUGGUAUUGUGUCAAUACUGAAUACUGUACUGAUUCCAAGCCUGAAAUAUUUCAAGACCGCCCAGCUCUACAUAAGUUCUAUUUGAAUGGGGUUUUUUAAUCGAUAGUUUCUAUCAAAAAGUGGGUUUAAUUCCUCUUAUGAAUACAAAUCAUAAUUACUAAAUGUGUGACAUCCAAUAGCUGAUGAUUAAUUAAUCAGUGUGCUCCAGUGGUGUCAUUAAACAAAACAAAACAAACUCUAACACUAUAUAAACAUUACCAAAUGCUUGACAUCCAAUAGAUGAUGAUUAAUAAAUCAAUGUACUCUAGUGGUGGUGUUAAACAUUUUAUGACUCAGUCAACCCAUUCUCUUAUUCAGUUUUUUCCCAUCCCGACCAGUGCUCCAAAGACUGUGCUAUGUGCUGUCCUGUCGGAAUGUGCAUAUAAAAAAUCAGAUGCUGUUAAUGGAAACAUACAGUGGGUUUCCUUUCAAUUACCAAAUGUUAUCUAAACUAAAUUAAAAUUGAAAAUGUAAAUAUAUUUAGAAAUGUAAUUAAUGUAUUUUCAUGUUUUAGUUACAGGAUGAAUGUUGGCUGUGUGAUCGGAUCCAUUGUUAGUGGAGGGAAUUAAAUAAAUAACAUGAAGAUCAAGGUGGUUUUGGUUGAUCUGAGUGGAACUCUUCACAUUGAAAACACAGAAAUACCUGGAUCCAUUGAUGCUAUUAAAAGACUUCGAGAGAAGAAUGUGAACAUAAAGUUUGUCACAAACACCACCAAGGAGUCGAAGAGAAAUUUACUCAAAAGACUGAGUGAUAUUGGGUUCGCGAUUACUGGAGAUGAGAUUUUCACGUCACUUACAGCAGCUCGCGUUGCCGUGGAGACGCGUGGACUUCGACCUCUGUUACUGGUGGACGAGCGGGCGCUGGAAGAUUUUGAAGGUGUCUCUGUUGACAAUCCUAAUGCAGUUGUAAUUGGACUGGCUCCUGACGAGUUCAACUAUCAUUGUAUGAACGAAGCUUUCAGGUUGUUAGUGAACGGUGCGUCGCUGGUUGCUAUACACAAAGCUCGUUACUACAAAAGACAAGAUGGACUCGCGCUUGGCCCAGGUCCGUUUGUGGAGGCGUUGCAGUUUGCAGCUGAUGUUCCCGCCACUGUCGUGGGUAAACCAGAGUUGUCUUUCUUUACGUCGGCUGUGCGUGAGUUUGACUGUCAACCAGAUGAGUGUGUGAUGAUCGGAGACGAUGCCCGAGAUGACAUAGGUGGAGCUCAGAGCUGUGGGAUGCUGGGAAUCUUAGUAAAAACUGGUAAAUACAGACAGGGUGAUGAAAGCAAGAUCGAUCCACCUCCAUACAGAACAGUCGAUGAUUUUUCCAGUGCCAUCGAACACAUUAUUAAACAUUUGUUGUAAUAGGUUUUAUCGACAUACUUGGUAGGGGUACUGACAUUUCAUUUUUGUAUUGUAUGGAUAUGUAUUGUAUGUUGUAUUGUAUAUUGUGAUAUGGGUGUAUUAUGAUUGUGGAUGUGUAUUGUGAUGUGGGCAUGUAUUGUGAUAUGUGGCUGUGUAUUGCAUGAUGUGGAUGUUUAUUGUGAUGUGACAUUUGGAUGGUAUACCAUGACUGGUAUACUAAAGGCCGUGGUAUGUGCUAUCCUGUGUAGAUUGUAUAAAAGAUCCAUUGCUGCCAACUGAAACAGUGGAAGCAGCGGGUUUCCUUUCUCAUUAUGUUGUUUUCAACCCAUGCCAUACAACCACAUACAGUGAAACCUCUCAAACCAGACCCUCUAUAAACUGGAAUUCUCUUAAAACUAGACCCUCUAUAAACUGGAAUGCUCUCAAAACAAGACUCUCUAUAAACUGGAAUUCUCUCAAAACAAGCCCCUCUAGAAACCGGAAUUCUCUCAAUACAGACCCUCUUUAAAUCGGGAUUCUCUCAAAACAAGACCCUCUAUAAACCGGAAUUCUCUCAAAACGACCCUCUUUAAACCGGAAUUCUCUCAAAACAAGACCCUCUAUAAACUGGAAUUCUCUCAAAACAAGCCCCUCU